This is a messenger RNA of Nelumbo nucifera (sacred lotus), 2534 nucleotides long. RefSeq names its product amino acid permease 7 (gene AAP7). Lineage: Eukaryota; Viridiplantae; Streptophyta; Magnoliopsida; Proteales; Nelumbonaceae. The record is from RefSeq and is a predicted model, not a curated record.
ACUUCUCACUUCAUUCUAGUUCCACUUCCACAAUGGGCACUCAUCAGUUGGUCACCAUUUGAGAGCAGUCUAGCAUUCAUGAACUAUCUGAGUUCUGAAGAAGGGUUGGACAACUACCCUCUGAAACACGAAAGGUUAUUAGUUAUGACUAUGCUUGUCACGGCUAUCUGGGAAGUGUCUGCUCUUUCAUUGAACCAGUCAGUGUUCUCAGGUUCGUCAGUAUAGCUCCAUGAUUCCAUAUUCCACUCUGCAAUAAGGGUGGUAGAUUUGUGCUUGUGGGUCUGCCUCCUCAAGACAAUUCUGCAGCUGCGGACAAAAGUCUUUCUGUAGAUAUCUGAUCCAGUUAAAGCCCAAACCUUUAAGCAAUCCAAUAUCUUAUUUCCACUGAGGCCUGAGGGUGUAGAAAAGUCUUUCUUCUUCCUCCACCAGCCAUGGCCUCUUUUAUUUAGCAUCACACAUAGACCUAGAACAGUGAAAUGGCCAAAGGACAAGAAAAGGUAGAAUUAUCAAUUGUGGGAAUCUAACUUUUGGGGGCUCAAAAGUGAAUCAAGGAAAAGGAAAUAACAAAAAAGCAGCACCAAUGUGAUCACAGAGUCAAGCAAAAAGACAAGCCUUGUUGUUGGUAUCUACUUUGUGCCAGAAAGAGACUCCAUGCUCAUCUUGACCGGAAAUGCGGAAAGCCAGCCAUACCCUUUAUCUAGCCCAGCCCUAUUUUAGUUAAGAAGAAUAUGCAUCAAAGAUCUGCUCCUGAGUUUAUAUGAUUUCGAAUCAAUGAUUCAUCUUAACCCUAAGAAGAAUCAUUGAUACUAACUACCAAAGUUGGUGGCCUCACUUAAGGAAGACUUCUUGGUCUCCUUUUUAUCCUUUUUGUGUGGUUGUCGUUGUUCUGGUUCUAGGUAAGCAAGUAUGAUGAAACUAGCUUUCUUUCAUAACUUUUUGGAAACCCAUAUAUCAGAAGGUCCCUUUGCCACUUCAAUUAUUACAGGUCUUUAGCUUUUAGGAUCUUUAUAUUGAGAACAUGAUCUACGGGUAGGCAACCACAGAGCCUACAUUGAAUUGGAAAAGCAUGGCAGUCCAAUGCUCUCUUGAAUUAGCUAAAGAUUCCUGCUGUGAUGAUGAUGGGCGUCAGAUCAGAACUGGAACCUAUUGGACAUGUAUUGCCCAUAUAAUAACUGCAGUUAUUGGAUCCGGGGUUCUGUCUCUGGCAUGGAGCAUUGGACAGUUGGGAUGGAUUGCAGGGCCUAUUUCCAUGCUUUGUUUUGCAAUUGUCACUUAUGUUUCUUCCUUCCUCCUAUCAGAUAGUUACAGAUCUCCCCACCCAGUAACAGGAACAAGAAACUACACUUACAUGGAUGCAGUUAAAGUGAACCUGGGUAAGAAGCAGACAUGGGUCUGUGGUUUGCUUCAAUAUCUGAGCAUGUAUGGGACUGGUAUUGCUUAUGUAAUUACUACAUCGACCAGUAUGAGAGCAAUUCAAAGAUCAAACUGCUUCCAUAGAGAAGGACACCAGGCUUCAUGUGCAUAUGGAGAUAGUUUUUAUAUGUUACUAUUUGGAGCUAUUCAAAUUGUCUGCUCUCAGAUACCCAAUUUUCAUAACAUGGAAUGGCUUUCCAUAGUUGCAGCAAUUAUGUCCUUCUCUUACUCUUCCAUUGGGUUAGCUCUCGGCUUUGCCAAAGUAAUAGGGAAUGGAAGGAUCAAGGGAAGCAUUGCGGGAGUCUCRACAGAUACAGCAGCUCAAAAAGUAUGGACAGUCUCUCAAGCACUUGGAGACAUUGCUUUUGCUUACCCAUACUCCAUAAUUCUAAUUGAGAUACAGGAUACUCUGAAAUCGCCACCACCAGAAAACCAGACCAUGAAGAAGGCCUCAAUGACUGCAAUCUUCAUUACUACCUUCUUCUAUCUCUGCUGUGGAUGCUUUGGUUAUGCAGCCUUUGGGGACCAGACACCAGGGAACCUCUUGACAGGAUUUGGAUUCUAUGAGCCUUACUGGCUUAUCGAUUUUGCUAAUGCUUGCAUCGUUCUUCAUCUAGUUGGAGGAUAUCAGGUAUACAGUCAGCCAGUGUUUGCAUUUGUGGAAAAAUGGUUGCAAAACAAGUUCCCAAACAAUGGAUUUGUGAACAAAUUUUACUCCAUCAAGAUCCCAUUGUUGCCAGCUGUUAAAAUGAAUCUCCUGAGGUUGUGCUUUAGAACUGCUUAUGUUUUGUCAACAACUGGUAUUGCAAUGCUCUUCCCAUACUUCAACCAGGUAUUGGGAGUGCUGGGUGCUCUGAACUUUUGGCCAUUGGCUAUUUAUUUCCCUGUGGAGAUGUACUUCGUUCAGAAAAAGAUAGAGCCCUGGGCAAGAAAAUGGGUUGUCCUUCGGACUUUUAGUGUCAUUUGCUUGCUUGUAACCAUGGUGGCCUUAGUUGGAUCAGUUGAAGGUCUUAUCAGUGCAAAACUAAGCUGAGAAACUCUUGGUCAAUAUUCCCUACAACUUGUAAAGAAAAGAAAUGAUCAAUAAAUGAAUGAAUGAAUCUACUGAUCAUUUUAUUCUA